GAGCUUCGAAACUUGUCCCUUUCUGGCCAUGUUGGAUUUGACAGUCUUCCCGACCAGCUGGUCAACAAGUCCACUUCUCAAGGAUUCUGUUUCAACAUCUUGUGUGUGGGCGAGACAGGCAUCGGCAAAUCCACGUUAAUGGAUACUUUGUUCAACACCAAAUUUGAAAGUGAUCCAGCUACUCACAACGAACCAGGUGUGCGGUUAAAAGCCAGAAGUUAUGAGCUUCAGGAAAGCAAUGUACGGCUGAAGCUAACCAUUGUUGACACCGUGGGAUUUGGAGACCAAAUAAAUAAAGACGACAGCUACAAGCCGAUAGUGGAAUAUAUUGAUGCCCAAUUUGAGGCCUACUUGCAAGAAGAAUUGAAGAUUAAACGUUCUCUCUUCAACUACCAUGACACAAGAAUUCAUGCCUGCCUCUACUUCAUUGCCCCUACUGGCCAUUCACUGAAGUCCCUGGACCUGGUCACCAUGAAGAAGCUAGACAGCAAGGUAAACAUCAUUCCAAUAAUUGCGAAAGCUGACACCAUUGCCAAGAAUGAACUGCACAAGUUCAAGAGUAAGAUCAUGAGUGAGCUAGUCAGCAAUGGGGUCCAGAUAUAUCAGUUCCCCACAGAUGAAGAAACAGUGGCAGAGAUUAAUGCGACAAUGAGUGUCCAUCUCCCGUUUGCAGUGGUUGGCAGUACUGAAGAGGUGAAGAUUGGCAACAAGAUGGCAAAAGCCAGGCAGUACCCCUGGGGUGUGGUGCAGGUUGAGAAUGAAAACCAUUGUGAUUUCGUGAAGCUGAGGGAGAUGCUGAUCCGUGUGAACAUGGAGGACUUGAGAGAACAGACACACACCCGCCAUUAUGAAUUGUAUCGGCGUUGUAAGCUUGAGGAGAUGGGGUUCAAGGACACUGACCCUGACAGCAAGCCCUUCAGUCUUCAGGAGACAUAUGAAGCCAAGAGGAAUGAAUUCCUAGGAGAACUUCAGAAGAAAGAAGAAGAAAUGAGACAAAUGUUUGUUAUGAGAGUGAAGGAGAAAGAGGCUGAACUUAAAGAGGCAGAGAAAGAGCUCCACGAGAAGUUUGACCUCCUAAAGCGGACACACCAAGAAGAAAAGAAGAAGGUGGAAGACAAGAAGAAGGAGCUUGAGGAGGAGGUGAACAACUUCCAGAAGAAGAAAGCAGCAGCUCAGCUGCUCCAGUCCCAGGCCCAGCAGUCUGGUGCCCAGCAAACCAAGAAAGACAAGGAUAAGAAAAAUGCAAGCUUCACAUAAAGCCUGGCAAGCCAAGGAUGUUCCCGCAUUCACCUGCUUUUGCAGCAGUAGUGUACUUCUGCCAUCUGUGUCCUUUCGUUUUAUUUUAUUGUUUUGCCCUUCCCCAAACACCAAUAACUCUUAACUCAUUUUGCUGAAUGUUGUUGGGUGGUGGAAAAUGAUAGAACAAGGGAAUAACAGCAAAUGCUCUGUGCAGCUGGACUUUGUUUCUGGAAAGUAAAUGAUUUGCCUUGUAUGCCUGUUCGAAUGGCAGCAGGAGCAUGCCUGUUACUUGUAUGUUGCUUUGGACCAAGGAAAGUGGGGCGAAGUGCUUCCUGUACAUCUGACAUGAAAACUUCUCACCGCCUCAGCAGUUGAACUAAAACCCUGAAUAGCCAUGA
Messenger RNA from Castor canadensis (American beaver), 1637 nucleotides. NCBI's taxonomy places the organism in Eukaryota, Metazoa, Chordata, Mammalia, Rodentia, Castoridae. The record is from RefSeq and is a predicted model, not a curated record.